AUGCGCUGGUUUUUCAAGCGCCGGAUGAAGAGGUUCCUAGCUGGCUGGAUGGGGGAGUACUCGAGCCUGACCAUCUUGGUAGAACCUGAAGUCAAGGAGAUGUCGGCGCUGGCGGUGCCCGAGUACCGCCCCGCCAUGUUGCUGGGCCUGGUGGUGUCGCUGGGUGGCCUCACGGAGCACACGGCCCGGGAGGCUAAGAAGGCGCUGCUGCUGUACCUGGACACCCAGCAAAGGCGCCAGGAGGUAUCCGAGGCGCUGCUGCGCUGCUUCGAGUCCGGGGACAAGCGCUUGCUGGCGCCGCUGCUGAACACCUGGGCGCUGCUGCUGGCCCAGGACCUGGUGCCUGCGCCUUUGGCCUCGGAGCUGCUGCAGCGCGCGCGGCGCGCGGCGCGGUGCCGGGACCCGCAGCGCCUGCGCUGUGCCGUGGGCGCCUUCGUGGGGCUGCUGCGGUUCCCGGCGGUGCGGCGCCAGAGCCUGGAGAUGCUGCUGGAGAUGUUGGGCUUUAGCUUCCCCACGGUUCGGCAGCACACUGCACAAGCGCUCUACAUCCGCUUGCUGGAGGAGGAGGGCGAUUGGCAACUUUCUCCGCCUGGCGAGGCGCCGCAGGCGGUGUCCAGCGCUGCGCUGGCGGAGGUCUCGGAGUUGGUGUCGCUGACGCCCUGGGCCACGGAUGACCUGGAAGCGCUCAAGGAAGCGUUGACAGCCGUCUACAGCAAACUGCAGCUGCAAUUGCCUGAGGCUGGGCUGUCCAUCUUGGCUCCCCAGAAGAAAGUGCAGCCGGAGAGACGAGAAGCGCAGUAUGCUGAUCUGGUGAUGCUCGACAGCAGGAUACCCAAGGGGGACAACUUCACGGAUGAGGAGCCAGAGGACAAUGUGAAAUGGUGGCGCAAGGCUGUUCAGCACACCCGGGUCUUCGCGCGGGUAUCGCCCAUCCACAAGCAGGUGAUUGUGCAGGCCUACCAGAAGUAUGGCUACAAUGGCAUUGGCGAUGUCGUGGCUAUGACAGGGGAUGGCGUCAAUGACGCCCCUGCUCUGAAGCAAGCAGAGGUGGGAGUUGCCAUGGGCCAGCGUGGCACAGAGGUGGCCAAGGAUGCUGCGGACAUCGUGCUGCACGAUGACAACUUCUCCUCGGUUGUCAAGGGUAUGGAGCAAGGACGCCUCUCGAGCGAGAACCUGCAGAAGUCCAUCAUGUACACCCUUUGCUCAAAGGUGCCCCAAGUGGCGCCCACCUUCGGAGAGCUCUUUGGGGUUCCCCAGGCGCUGACGGUGGCGCAGGUGUUGCUCAUCGACAUCGGCACCGACAUUUGGACAGCCAUUGCAUAUGCGCUCCAGCCAGCAGAGUCCAAGCUGAUGGAGCGGCCUCCGCGACACCCCAGGUACGAGAAGAUGGUGAAUUGCAAGGUGUUGGUGUACAGCUACGGAUACAUUGGCCAGCUUCAGAUGAUCUUUUGCUGGGUCAUGUUUUUCUGGGCCACUCCUGGCAUGUGGGAGCUGACCCAGUCCGGAAAGAGUCCCAAUGACUACACUGUGGAGGACUUUACCGUGGACACCAUGGGCAUGACCGUGUACUACUGGACCUUGGUGCUGGGGCAAAUCGCCGCCGCAGUUUCUACCACCACAAAGCUCCAGAGCGUCUUGGGUUUUGGGACGGCGCCUUACUGCUUCCCCAACACCACGCUGAAUCUUAUGUUUGUCGGAGAGGUUGUCAUGGGCCUUGCAGCCAUUUACUGCGCCCCGAUCCAGUCUGCCUUCAAGACAGGCUGGAUCCCAAUGCGGGCUGUCUUGCUUCCCAUCAUCACCUUUGUGGGUAUCACAGUCAUCGAUGAGAUCCGGAAGUGUUUGGCCCGCAGCUGUGAUGAGCAACAGCCGCGGCCCCCAGACUUCCUGACUGACAUUCAGUUGCUCCGGGCUUCCGAAUGCAUCACGGGUGAUGAGUUUUGCCAGGUUGCGGGCUUUGCAUGA
Messenger RNA from Effrenium voratum, 1962 nucleotides. Lineage: Eukaryota; Dinophyceae; Suessiales; Symbiodiniaceae. The record is from the annotation of a GenBank genome assembly.